Molecule: messenger RNA, 1833 nt
Organism: Saxophila tyrrhenica
Lineage: Eukaryota; Fungi; Ascomycota; Dothideomycetes; Mycosphaerellales; Extremaceae
Exons: 2
Coding region: 1-1833 (610 amino acids)
Source: RefSeq, a predicted model, not a curated record
AUGGCCAAAGCGAGGCGGUUCAUCAUGCAGCUGCAAGCCACUAAAGGCAUGCGAAAGCGCCUGACUGGGGUAUGGCCAAUUGGAAGCACUGCCCUCAGCAGUCAAGAACCGUUAUUCAUUAUGUUCUUCCUCACGUUCUCGUGUGUCCUGACCUUUGGCUCCCUUGCGAACGGCUACACAAUAUUCGACACCGACUGCACCCUCCCUAACUCCACGACCAAUUACGUCUUAGGUCCCAGCACCCGCGGAACACUGGACAUCAUCUGGUCCUGUUUCGGGGUGUUCAUCGCCUGCAUCUACUCCAUCCUGCAUUUCAAGAUCCCUCGACGGGCGGAAGGUCGUUCGGCCCACGAACAAUGGACGCAAAGGAUCGGCUCCUCGGCGGUAUUUCUGAGCUUUAUGGCCCUGAUAUGGCCAGAGUGGAUAUACACUCUUUGUGCGGGCGAAUGGUUGGAUGCUCGCAGGCAGCUCCGGCUCCUGCACCGCAAUGUACCGGCUACAAAGACGGAUUGGACCUUGCCGCACAUGUUUUUUGCGAACAUGGGAGGCUUCGUUCUGCUUCACAGGCAACCUGUGACAAAGGAUGACGUAAAGUUGGCGCAGGCCGAAAACGAAACAAGCGUUGAGCGCUCAUCAGCUGCUGGUUCCAUAUCCAGUCAUGUUAGCCAUUCGCCGGCUACGAGAACAGAAACGCCGGAUCCAAGCGAUAUUGCACAAGAGGACAUAGAGUCCCAAGCUGUAGGUGGUGCAGGAGUCACGGGUGAAACCGAGAUCACAGCCAGCGUCCAAGUUGUACGCAGCAUUAAGUUGGAUGCGGAGAAGGCACCUACCGAGACAGGCAUUCGGCCUACAGAAGCGUCGCCUGAAAGAGGACAAAACGUUCUCUCGUCAGUCGGCCGAGCAUCAGUUCUUGGUUCUGUAACUCUAUCGGAAGGUCCUCCUUGCGAAGAAAAGCAGGACAGUGACGGCACCGAGGCUCAAGGCUUUGGCCUGCCGUCCCAAGGAGCGCUGCGCUUCCACCUGACUGCUGCAGUCGUACGGCAGGCCAUCGGAGAAGGGGUACUACCACCGACUGGCCCUCCCCUUCAUGAUAUUGAAGACCGGUCGAAGUCCGACACGCUGGCAAAGUCCCUCGUCUGCGUACAGCUGGCCAGUUUCCUAUUGAGCGUCGUUUCCAGAUUGUUCAAGCACCUUCCGAUUGCGCCGAUAGAGAUCGAAGCUACCGCGUUCGCCAUCUGCUCGAUCUUGAUAUACCCGUUUUUAUUCCGCAGACCAAAGAAUGUCCGGACACCGAUUGUGCUUGGAACCUACCAGACUAUCCCAACUAGGAUUUUGCAACUGAAAUUUCAGCACCAGAAAGCGCCAGCACACGAGAACGGCGAGCCGCUGUUCGUCCUGAUUGACGGCGCGGAAAAGGACUUCCCAGGAUGUCCGCCUCCCGACUUGUCCCUGCCCGCUCUACGGAGGGAGGAUACCAUCGUCGUGUGCCUUUCCUUCGUAGCACUCAGUUUUGCUUUCGGCGCAAUUCAUAUUGCCGGCUGGAACCUCGAGCUGCCGACCAAAGCUGACAGAUGGCUAUGGCGUAUUGCAGCCCUCGUUGUUACUACCGGCCCAACGGUGUCUGCGGGUGGUUUGGUCCUGAUUGACAUGGCCAAGGUCAGACAUGCUCCACGCUUCAUAAAGCACUUGCUUCUGGUGUUUGGGCUGGCAGGCUGGGCCUACACCAUGGGCAGGUUCAUAUUCCUUGUUGAGAUCUUCAGGACACUGGCCUACCUCAGCCCUUCGACGUAUGACACUCCGAACUGGACGUCCAGCAUCCCUCUUGUCAGCUGA